Molecule: messenger RNA, 1764 nt
Organism: Rotaria sordida
Lineage: Eukaryota; Metazoa; Rotifera; Eurotatoria; Philodinida; Philodinidae
Source: the annotation of a GenBank genome assembly
AUGUCACGCGAACAACUCAAAGCAAAAAUUGAAGCUAAAGCAGCUGAAUUGAAAAAUAGGCGAGAAGAAAGAUUACAAACAACAAAACUAUUAACAAUAUCGAGAGAAAUGACUGAUCUGAAUAAAAUAUUCGAAGAAGUUGACAUGAUGCUAUCGACAUCAUCACUGGCAAGUUCAUCAGAUAUUUUAUCAACAAAAUCACCAUCGUCAUUGCAACAAAAGCUUCGACCAUCCACAAAUAUUUCGUUACAAGUAUGUCGACAACCAUCAGCAACAAUAAAUAUACCACCAAAAGAAUUAAUUACUUAUUCAAAAAUAGUACAAACAAUUGAACCAACUGAACAAGAUGACACAGAAUCCAAUGAUGAAUGUCAACAAUCAAUAUCAGAAUACGAAUUUACAAAUUCACUUAAACAACAAAAUAAACAAAUAAGUUUACAAUCUCAAACAUCAUCAUCAUCAUCAUCAAUCAAAGAUGAAUUAACAAAUGAUGAACGUGAACGAAUAUUACAAAGUGCACAAUUUCAAGAUUUUUUUUCUCGUACAUCACUUUUAAUUGAGCGUUCGUUACGGGAAACUCAAAAAGUUGAUGAUAUUGUUAAAGACUAUAGUAGAAAAGAUUUAGAUAGACAAAAGGGAAGAAUGGAUAUGAAAGACAUCAUUAAAUUUGAUCGAGAAUAUUUUGAUGAAGAUUGGUCACAUCAUCGCCUUGUUACAUGUAUUGACACAUCAAUUUAUCAUCCUGAAUUAAUUCUUGCAUCAUAUUCUGAGAAUUCCAAAUCAUCAGGUGGAUCAAAUGGUGUGGCACUUAUUUGGAAUUCUAAAUUCAAAUCAAAACCAACACCUGAAUAUGUAUUCAAUUGUCAAUCAUCGAUAACAUCAUGUGUGUUUAGUAAAUUUCAUCCAAAUAUCCUCUUAGGUGGUACCUAUAGUGGUCAAAUUGUUGUUUGGGAUACUCGAUCAAAUAAACGAACACCUGUACAACAUACAUUUUCAUCAAUAUUAUCACAUACGCAUCCUGUUUAUGGUUUACAAGUAAUUGGUACACAAAAUGCCAAUAAUUUAAUUUCAGUAUCAACUGAAGGAAAAAUGUGUUCAUGGAAUAUUGAAAUGAUGACUCAACCACAAGAAAGUAUCGAUUUAACAUAUAAAACAAAACCUGUCGCGGCAAUGCGUAUGGCAUUUCCUAUUAAUGAAGUUAAUCAUUUUAUUAUUGGAAGUGAAGAUGGGCAAGCUUAUUUUGGUUCAAGACAUGGAAAUAAAGCAGGCAUUCAAAGUAAUUACGAAGGACAUUUUGGACCCGUUACAGGUUUGAGUUGUCACAAUGUAAAUGGUUCCAUUGAUUUUUCAUCCUUAUUCUUAACAUCUUCAUUUGAUUGGAGUGUUAAAUUAUGGUCAUUAGAAGAAUCUAAAUCACUUCAUUCGUUUGAAGUUAAUAAUGAUUAUGUUACUGAUGUACAUUGGUCACCAGUACAUCCAAGUAUAUUUUUAACAUGUGAUAUAACUGGUCGUUUUGAUAUAUGGAAUUUAAAUUAUGAUUCGGAAUUACCGUUAUUAAGUACAACACUAGAUAGAAAUGUUGCUUUGAAUAAGUGUUUAUGGUCACAUAAUGGUCAGCGAAUUAUUUUAGGCGAUGAUCAAGGAAAAUUACAUAUAUAUGAUGUCAAUGAAUCUUUAAUAAAUUCAAAUCAAGAUGAUUUCAAUCAAUUGAAAGAUACAUUACAAGACUUUAAGCGAAAUAGAUUUGAUGAUAAUCGUAUCUAA